Molecule: messenger RNA, 5409 nt
Organism: Protopterus annectens (West African lungfish)
Lineage: Eukaryota; Metazoa; Chordata; Ceratodontiformes; Protopteridae
Source: RefSeq, a predicted model, not a curated record
UCACGCCCUCACACGGGAUGAUAGUUUAAUUGGAUUCGGGUUUAAGUGAUAAUUAUUUUUAUUCUAGUUUUGUAAUGAAAAUAUUUUAUUAUGUUAAACUACCAAUAAGAUACUAUUUAAAUAACGUGAACGUUCGUAGUGUUCGCUCCAUUACACAAACGGAUUAUGACCACCUAUACUCCAGAAAGAAGAAUUGAAGAAUGAGCAUAUACAUAUAAUCUGUUUGAGUAAUAUGAUGACAGUGACCCACUGCAUGAAGGUACAUAUUGGCACCCUUCUAGAAGUUGCACUGGGUACAUCUGAAAAGAAAGUUAAAACUGUGCUUUCCUGAUGAGAUCUACACUUGCUACUUUUCUAUGCAGGUAGCACACAAGAAUACUUUUUGUCAGUUUCAAAUCUGGAUCUCUAAAUUUGAUGCAGAGUGCUGCAGUGUCCUUUAACUUUGCAUCAUAUAUGUCACUAAAGUUGUAUAAAUGGAUUCUACAAUUCUAAAGCAAAGAAUGAUGAUGGAUCAGUUUUUGAGACUUUGUUUUUCAAGUCUUUGAUUUGCCUAGAAGUUCAAGCAUUUUUUUCUUUGCUUCAUUAUUUCUAGUGGAAAGGUUUUUGUUCUUUGUCUCCUGAUGGACAUUAAUGUGUAAGCUUUUUCACCUUCUCUGGAUAUUCUAUACUUUUUUGACCUCCAUUCCAUCGCAGGACUCAAAAUGAAGUCUGUGGCAUUAAUUGGCAUCAUGUGGUUAUUGCUUCUUCGGUCAGCCACACAGAGCAUUGCUAAGAAUACUAGCACCAGAAGAACUGUCUCAACUACAACAGAAAAAAUGCUUAUUAUUAAUGAAGUCAAUGCAGAUAAUCCAGGAAUAGACACUUCUGAGUUUUUGGAACUUUAUCACACUAGUCGGCAAAAUGUCAGUUUAGACAGUUUUGCUGUUGUCUUUUAUAAUGGUAAUAACAAUAGGGCUUACAUGGUGGUUAAUCUAACUGGGUAUAGGACUAAUAAUGAAGGAUUUUUUCUCAUGGGGUCGUCAUCUGUGUUGCCCCGUCCAGAUAUCAUCCUUCCAAAUAAUACCAUUCAGAAUGGUCCUGAUGCUAUUGCUGUCUAUCAUGGAGAAAGCCCAUAUCUGGACAUGAAGGUUACACGUAAAGGGCUCAUUGAUGCACUAGUAUACAAGUCAAAAAAGACUGACACAGCAUAUGGUCUGUUGACUAGUCUGACAUCAUGGAAAGAAGCAUUUUUAGAGGACCCUUUUUUUUGGGCAGAUGAUGAGUCUAUGGAACGGUGUCCGAAUUUGGACACAGAGUGGGAAUUCCAAGUUGGCAGGCCUUCUCCAGGAAAAAAUAAUUUUUGCAACUCUUCUGAAGUCGUUCAUGUGCCUAUUGCUUUGAUCAAUGAAGUCAGUACUGCGUUGUCAAAAAACUUCGAAUUUGUGGAACUUUUGGGGAGGCCAAAUAAUAUAUUGGAUGGUUUGGUUUUAGUAUUGUUUGAUGGAGCUUCAAGCAAAGUAUAUCUUUCAAUGAACAUAAAAGGGAAAACAACUUCUGAUGGGUUUUUCCUUAUUGGAAAUGGUGAUAACAGCACAGUUGAUCAGAUGUUCCCUGUGAAUGCUACAUAUCCUGUCCUGAGGCGUGGUCCUUUUGCUGUUGCUUUGUAUCGUGGAAAUGCUAGCAACUUCCCAUCAGGAGCAUCUGUUACAGCCACUGCCCUGAUUGAUGCUGUGGUUUAUACAACUGAGGGGGACCCAGACAAAGAACUUCUGAAGAUUCUGAUUCCGGAGGAUAGGAUGACCUUUGUUCAAAAUGAAAGCAUUGGUACUUCCUUAAGUAGAUGCAGCUGCUGUACUGCUGUCCGGAACCCCAGCGUGUUUAUUAUUGGACCUUCCACUCCACGGAUGACUAAUGACUGUCCAUUAAAGAAAUUCAGUCUGAAGAUAGCUGUGUGCAUCCACAUACCAGACUGCUCCAAAUUGUCAUGGUCUGCACUGACAGACAUGGCAGCUUCACUCACCCAGCUGUUUGCAAAGUUUUGUGGGUCUGGCAUCACAGCAGCAUAUAUAAUGGACCCAACUAUUGGAUGUAAUGGUUCAUGGGCACGGUAUGAAGCCUUAUUGGCUGCCAGAUCAUCUUCUCAGUUGAAUCAACUUAUGGAAGAGUACAGCAGAAAUGUGAAGAGUACACGGACUGUGAUGCUGAACAACAGAAGCAUUGCAUUGGACCCUUCCUGCAGUACAGCAUAUGAAACCACUGGGAGUUCACUUCUUCCAACAUUAAGCACGCCAGGACAGAAGAGGGAAACUACUAAAGAACCAACCCAAGCAACUUCUCACAGUUAUGCUGAUGUUCUUAUUAAUGAGUUAAAUGCAGAUAACCCUGGAUCCCAAGAAGAUCUAGAGUACAUUGAACUUUUCCACGUGAAAGGUGGUUCCUUCCCCCUGGAUGGUUACUGGCUGGUUCUCUACAAUGGAAAGAACAAUGAAGCUUACAAGGUUCUGGAUCUCAAGGGCUACCAUACGAAUGAGGCUGGUUACUUUUUGGUGGGAAGUACCAUGGUGACACCCAAACCCCAACUGAUUCUCCCUGUAAACACCAUCCAGAAUGGUGCAGAUGCUGUGGCACUGUAUUUCAGCAAAGAUCGUGUGUAUAAGGGAGGGAUGCAAGUGACAACUCAGGGGAUGGUGGAUGUACUAGUGUACAAGAUCCGAGCGUCAGAUCGGGCUGAUCAGCUGCUGCAAGUACUGACACCUGGACAACAGAUGAUUCUAAAAGAUACAGGGUUCAGUCUUGGAGAUGAGUCACUCAGUCGCUGUAACAGCUUGAUUCCCAAAGACCAGCGCAGCUUCCAGACAAACUGGAAACUACUCUUCUAUUGAGAUGACUGAUCCGAGAGAGGCUGCAGAGGAGUUUUGAAACCAUUGAAUUCCUCAUGAAGUUUGCCUUGCACUACCUUGUGAUACUACCACUGUCCUAUUUUAUGCUGUAGCCUCCUUGUAGCAUUUUGAGUGUUUAAGGAGAAAACAUUUCCCAGAGGCAUGACACCUUAUUCAGCGAGUGAAAAAUGCAACUGUCUGACUUAAGUUUAGUUUUUAUGUGCACAUUUCCACUAUGCAGUUUCAUUUUGGAAUUCCUGUUAACGGUUAUGUAUGGAAUUGCUGUGCCUUGCAGUUAUGCCUUAAGAGAAUUAUAGUUUAUUUUAAUAAUACAAAGUGAGAGUUUACUUUAAAUACUUUUGAUGAAGGUUUGAAGGUAAAGGUUUUGGAGAGAUUAGGUAUUGGUUAGACAGAACUUAAAAAAUAUGAAUCUGUAUUAUUUACUUGUUAAUGGAUUAAUGCAAAGAGUUUUGCCGAAUAGUACUUUCCAUGCUUGACAGCUUUAAGGCAGUUAAGACAACUGCUGCCAAAAACAGAAAUACAAGACUUUUAUUGGAAAUAUGCAGUUCCUAAUAGAGGACAGAAUGAAGGAGGGUUGUUAAACUGUACACAAUGAAAAAGGAUUGCAAAGACGACUUGUAUUGCUUUUAUCAUCUCAUUUUGAAUGUAAAUUACAGGAGUAAUAUGUUACAGUCCUGCAUGCUGACAAGGUAUUUGCGUAGAUGAGAAUCACUCAAAAAUCAGUUUGGAAGGCAUUCUGUUUGUUGCAGUGAAUCUAGUGUUCUUUUCUGAUGUUGGUCCCUAGCUGCCAUGGCUCCACCCAUUUUUAUAGAAAUAUUCAGUAAAUUGAGUUACUAAUCCAAGAAGGAAAAUCCGUGAUUUGUACUUGAUUAGUAACGUCAGGAAAUUGAAGAAAACAGCAUAAUGGUAGGUCCCAAGUUAACUGCAUUCUUUAAUCAUUCGAUAGUUUUGAAUCAUUGUGAUGUACCGUUAUUAUCCAGGUUCUAGCUUUUAUCCUGAAAUAACAAGUUGGGACUCUGAGCUUAGCUGCUGCUGUAAAUGGAAGCCUGAUUCCACUCCCCCCAGCACACGCACACACAGACUAUUUUAGCCAUUGAAAAGCCUAGCACGAAUGUGUGUAAUUGCUGUGAGGUAUACAUAUACUUCAGGAAACUAAAAGAUCCUUUUUAUUUUGAAAAAUAUUCAACAACAAAACAUUGUGAGAACUGCAUUGGAUGUAACUUUCUAUUUAAAAAUUAACCAAGCAGAGAAAUUCAUACUGAUUUUUAACCAGAAAAAAUGUAUAGUGAUGUCAGCAGUUUACAUAUGAACAUUUUAACACUGCCUAUAGAUUUUAACAAUGUAGAUAGUUUUAAUUCCUAGUUGAGCCAUAUUAGGUCACUUUAGAGCCACAGGCUUCAGACCUCUAAACCAUUUGUAAAAUGUGUGAGAUGGUGAAAGGUAAGAAACUAGCAUAAAGGAAGUCAGCCUUCAUGAUGCAACUUGGGCUAAUUUUUGGCAUUCUUCUGGCAUGUUGUAAAACCUGUCUUAAAAUCAGCAUCCAAAAAGUAUCUCUCUGUUAUUGGGAAGUGAUAUAAUCUAGCAACCUUGAGUUGCAAAUAUUCUGCCAAGACCACUCACCAAUUCCAGCAGAAACAUAAUGUGGAUAUUUAUUGUGCAACAGUAAUGGCUGAGGUUUGUAAUCAGAAAAGCUUGCUUUGAAGCUGGAACAUUUCUAAAUGCUUCCUGUUUAGCUUGCAUAUCAUUGCACUAUUACUGCAAUAAAUGGAAUCCAGUCACUCUGCAUAACACAUUACGUCUGCUGACAACCCCCUUGUUUGGGACCUAGUAAGAAAAGGUUAUGCAUACUAGCCAGUUGUAGCUUUGUUUCUUUGUAAUCUGUCACAAAAUAAGCAGAUAGUGUCUGUAAUGGUCUUAUUCAGUGAUGCAUAUUAAAUUUGUUUUUCCUUGGUUUUAUGCUGAGGUUUAUGCUGCGUCAUAGUAGCAGCUUUCUUCAGCUAGAUAAAUAGCCUCCGUUGUAUGAGUUUUUUGGGGGCAGGGGCUUGUUGUCUUGUUCAUAUACUGCAUUUGUUCCCCUUGUUCAUAUAGUGUAUUGAGUAUAUGAAGUGGAACACUUGUCAGAUGCAGGAGGGGGCAUUGACUGCCUGGAUUUGUGUGGGAAAUAUCAGUUUCCUGUAUCACAACGCACUGCAGUUUCCCCAUUUGUUCCCUGCAUCCCAUUUGCCUUCAUGUGAAUUCCAGAUAAUGGGAAGUCCUAGCUCUGCACACAGUAGCAAGUGUCUAUUAAUGACCUGUACUUCAUUUUAAUUGAGUUAUUGCCUUUGUUCAUGUUUGCUGAAUACACAUAUGCAGAAGGACAUUCAGAAGAUACCACUAUACUGUUCCUGUCAUGCUGGCACUUUGGUAAAAACCUAGGUCGACAUUUAUUUCAUGCUACCUACCUCUUACUGCUAAAGAGCUCAACAAUAUAUAUACUGUUCAUGACUUAUUUUUUCUUUUGAAUACAUUUUAAUAAACUGAUUUAUUUUCA